Molecule: messenger RNA, 2256 nt
Organism: Metopolophium dirhodum (rose-grain aphid)
Lineage: Eukaryota; Metazoa; Arthropoda; Insecta; Hemiptera; Aphididae
Exons: 2
Coding region: 359-1804 (481 amino acids)
Source: RefSeq, a predicted model, not a curated record
CGGACAUCCGGCCGAAUCCAAACGGCCGACGGCUAUAUAGGCCGACAGUCAGAUAGCCGAAACUAUUUUAGCCGACAAGGUCAAAAGGCCGACACUACGAAAAGCCGACACUAAAAUAAAUUAAGUAUAAGCUAUACAUUUUCAAUUCGAUAACGUAGUGUUGUCUUUUGUUGUAAUAAUGUUAUCGAUAACUUAUCGAAAUUUAACGAUACCUAAUACCUAUAGCCUGUAAUCUACAGUGGGUAUUGCUAUUGCAUGUUCAUAAAUACUGUUUCAGUUGAUUCGUAACCACGCCGCGUCUUUGCAUUCAUUUUUGUGUCGUUGUUUAAUUUAAUUUAUGUAUUUGCAUUAAAUAAUUAUGGAAUAUAAAAUUGAAAUUUUUGGUACAAAAUUAUUAAUUGACAAUUUUAUCAUGAUUAAAAACAAAAACCGUAACAAUAAAUAUUAUUGGGAAUGUGAAAAGAGGAAACAUACUAAACGGCAUAAUAGUAAUAAUGAAUAUUGUAAUGCAAGAGCAGUAACAAUUCUUGUUGAUGGUAAUCAUAUUGUUAAAGAUAAUUCUUUUUUAAAUCACAACCAUGGGCCUGACCCAUGCCGAUUGUUGGUAAAGAAAAACAUAAAAUAUAUUGUUUCAAAAGCUCUGUCUUCGAGAGAUAAACCUUCGCAAAUAAUACAGGAAGCAACGAGUCGCAUCCCCGUCAAUUCUCAGCCAUACAUGCCAUCAGUUGAAGCAACGCGAAAAAUUAUUUCACGGUGUAGAAAACAUCAGAAUCCACCAGAACCAACAAGUCUUUCACAAAUAGAUAUUCCUCUUAACUUAUGUAAGUCUUUUAAUGGUCAAACAUUUUUACUAAAAGAAAGUACUAUUGAGAGUCACAAAAUAUAUAUUUUUUCUACUAAAGAUGAAAUAUCAAAACUUGUCAAUGCCAAUUAUUGGGUUAUGGAUGGUACAUUUAAAACUGUGCCAAGUAUAUUUUUACAAAUGUACACCAUACAUGCACCUGUUGGUGGAAAUAAUUCUAGAAUUUUGCCAUUAGUAUAUGUUUUAAUGACCAGUAAACAACAAUGUUGUUACGAACGUUUAUUCGAAGACCUAAUAUCAAUUUGUGAUGAUUUCGGUUUCGAUGUUUCACCAAAAUGUAUUAUAACAGAUUUCGAAAAAGCUGCAAUUAAUGCAGCUAAUAAAGUAUUUCCAGAAUGCCAACAAAAAGGGUGUUUUUUUCAUUUAGGCCAAAAUAUUUGGCGAAAAAUCCAGUCUAGUGGAUUGGCUACUAAAUAUGGAGAAAAUGAAGAAUUUAGUUUACAACUUCGAUGUAUGUGGUCACUUGCAUUUUUACACCCAUCAGAUAUACCUAAUGCUUUUGAUCAAUUGAAAGAUUCAUUACCCUAUGACAUUCAAAAUUACUUUGAAGAAAAUUACGUGCAUGGAAAAGUACGAAGGAAAUUUAGAAAUGGAAUAGUAUCUCGAUAUGAGCCAUUGUUUCCACCAUCAUUUUGGUCAAUACAUUUCAAUCAUGAAAACAAUAUUCCAAGGACACAAAACAAAGUCGAAGCAUGGCACAAAAGAUGGAAAGUAUUAGUAGGAGCUGAUCACGUUGGGGUGUAUCGUAUAAUUGAGGAAAUGAGAAAAGAGCAACAACACGUUGUGGGGCAAAUUCAAAUUAUUUUAUCCGGACAAGCAAGGCCAAAACAAAGUUCAAAGUACGUAAAACGUCAAAACCAAAUUCAAACUAUUCUAAAUGAUAAAGAAAACAGAACAACCCUCGAGACAAUAAGAGGUAUUGCAUACAAUUUGCACUAUUAAUUUUUAUUUAUUAACAUUUAACUAUAUAACAUAAUUAUCAAUUAUAAUUUUAUAAACUAUUAGUAUUUUUUAUUUUUUAUGUAUAAAUAUCAAAUUUUUUAAUUUUUAAAACAUAUUAGGAAUAUAAAAUGUACUCAAUAAUAAUUUAUUAGUAUUUUUUAUUUUUAUGUAUAAAUAUCAAAUUUUUUAAUUUUUAAAACAUAUUAGGAAUAUAAAAUGUACUUAUAAUUAUUAACAAUACACUAAAUUUUAUUUUUAAGAAUAAGUAUCACCUAUAUAUAUAUAUCUGUGUGUGUGCAUAAUUUACCUAUCUCAACAUAAAAUUACUUAAUCGGCCAUUUAAUAUGUCGGCCUAAUGCGUGUCGGCCUAUAAAUUUGUCGGCCAUUUAGUAUGUCGGCCUAUUGCGUGUCAGCCAAAUGUCUGUCGACCAAAUGUCUGUCGGCCGAUUGUA